Molecule: messenger RNA, 1332 nt
Organism: Chara braunii
Lineage: Eukaryota; Viridiplantae; Streptophyta; Charophyceae; Charales; Characeae
Source: the annotation of a GenBank genome assembly
CAUCAGCAGUGCCACGUCAGACACAGUGCCRCAUCAGCAGUGCCACAUCAGACAAAGUGCCACGUCAGCAGUGCCACAUCAGCAACAUGACGGGCCUGCCAGGGCAACUGCCCAACAAGUCCCUUGCCGCCUACAAGCAGCGUUUCCACGCUCAGAUUGAGGUUGAGGAACAACGCCUGCUAGCAGCCGAGGCUGCCCGCGUACAGGCUGAAGAGGCAGCAGAAGCAGAACAGCUGCGGCUACAGGCCGAUGCAGACGCAGAUGCCCACGCUCGCCGMAAGGAAGCCCAGGAUCUGCUGCAGCGGCAUGAAGGCAACAACAUCGACAGACUAAAGUACUGGCAUUUUGAACCGAACGGCGACGAGGCAACACCGGAAGAGAAGCACAAGGAGUUCCUCUCCAAACUCGUGACGCGGUUGUUGUAUGCUUGCAACUACCAACGGUCAGAGUUGAAGAGACAGUACCAGGACCUGACGCAACAGCAUCAGGAGUUGGCACAGCUCCGCCGCAUGGUGCAGAGCCACGAGGAUACAACUCGGGCACUCAAUGCCCGAUUGCUGGACCUAGAACAGGCUGUACCAGGACCAGCUGCUAGGGCUUCCAGCAGUGCACCCUCUAGCCGCCAACUAGAGGACCGCGUUGACCACGUAGUGGCAAUGCUCGGCGACAUCAGCACGUUCGCUGCGCCGACCACCACCAUCAGCAGUCAGCGGCAUACAUUGAAGACCGAGUUCCAGCAGCUGCAGACGACAAACGCAAAUGGCAAUCUGAAGAUGUAUAAGAUGCCAACGUUCACUCUGGAGAGGUUCGACGACUACACGCAGCAGGAUCCGGUCCUCUGGUGGGAAGCAUUCACAACGCAACUCAGGAUUCUGCUCGUAGACAAGCAUGCGCACAUCGGCGCCCUGUUCCUGAACUCAAAGGGCGGACGCCAGACCUGGUUGACCCACCUGGCAACCUCCCACGGCAACGACGUACCAGACUUGAAGGACGUAAUCACAUGGGAGGAACACGACACGUCUGUGGAAGAAGCGGUUCAUCGUCGACGACGCGCCAGCACUCGCCAUCAACCGACUGUUCACCAUGUCACAGGGCAACACAACAACACGGGACUGGCUCACGGAGUGGCAGAAGAUUGUGGCUGUGCCCAAUCUGAACUUACCAUUCGCGCAUCUACGCCGUGAGUUCUACAACAAGUCCUGUGCUGCUUUGAGCCAGGCUCUUGGUGAUCGUGAGCAGUACUCAACCUUCGCGAAGAUCAUUGACAAAGCGAGGGAGAUCAUCAAGACCAACAGGUCAGCUGCACACGAGAAAUCAACAUCAUGGCAGCCG